CAGCUAGCUACAUCGAUAGAACACAAAGAGCUCAUCACAUCUUUCUAGUUCACCGGCCGUUGUCGAGAUGAAGCCCGCCGCGCAGCCGGUCACCGGCGUCCCCAUCGGCGGUGCCCCCGCACCAGCCGCCUGGUCGUCCGGCCUCUUCGACUGCUUCGACGACUGCGGCCUAUGUUGCCUGACGUGCUGGUGCCCUUGCAUCACGUUCGGGAAGGUGGCGGAGAUCGUGGACAGGGGCUCGACGUCGUGCGGCACCAGCGGCGCGCUGUACGCGUUGCUGGGGUCGCUCACGGGGUGCCACUGGAUCUACUCCUGCACGUACAGGUCCAAGAUGCGCGCCCAGUACGCGCUCCCGGACGAUCCCUGCUGCGACUGCUGCGUCCACUUUUGCUGCGAGCCCUGCGGCCUCAUCCAGCAGUACAAGGAGCUCAAGGCCCGUGGAUACGACCCCGACAUCGGCUGGCACCUCAACCUUGAGCGCGGCAACGGCGGCACCGGUGCUGGCGGCGUCAACCCGCCCGGCAUGCAGGAGAUGGGCCGCUAGCUCGUCAAACUCUGCCGUACGUGUGAAUGGAUGAUCGAUCGAUCGAGUGUUGCUGGUGCUUGGUAAA
Molecule: messenger RNA, 611 nt
Organism: Triticum aestivum (bread wheat)
Lineage: Eukaryota; Viridiplantae; Streptophyta; Magnoliopsida; Poales; Poaceae
Product: cell number regulator 10
Exons: 2
Coding region: 68-544 (158 amino acids)
Source: RefSeq, a predicted model, not a curated record